AUGUCAAUGAGGGUGAAGGAAGUGCUUCCACAAGUGGAAGAAAUUGUUCCAAAUGUGAAGAUUUUCUUGGACAACACCAAUGGAAUCAUUGAAGCGCUUCCGACCAAGAGGCAACUUGGACUUAGGGUGCUCGAAAUCGGCUUGAUUGUUGGUAUAGCUAUUUGGCUCUACAACGGGAAUGCUUUGGACAAGAAGGCAAGCAAGGAGAAGAAGGCAAACAAGGAUGAUAAGGCAAGCUAG
This is a messenger RNA of Prunus armeniaca (apricot), 240 nucleotides long. Lineage: Eukaryota; Viridiplantae; Streptophyta; Magnoliopsida; Rosales; Rosaceae. The record is from the annotation of a GenBank genome assembly.